AUGGAUGCUAAAGAUUCAAAAUGGCUACAAAAGUUAGAUGGUGGACCCUUUAUAACCUUGAUCUGGGAGUAUCGGGAUAGAUGGCAAGGGUCAUCCAGUAAUCCGGCUGUAAGGAGAACUGCCCCCUCGGAUAUGCAGGUCACACCGACCCCAACUACAGAAAUUUCACGGUCGGACCCACCCAAAGAUGAUAAAGAUAGAGAACAAAGACUCGGAUUCACAGGUUUUGGAACCACUGGAGGUUAUCCUGGUUCCGCAGCAGGAAUAUAUACACCUCUAAAAUUGGAUUUAGGAGGACUAUUAGUUGGAACUUUGGUCAGUAUUGGAGCAAUUUUCAUCUUGCCUAAGAUCGUCAAUAUCGUUAGCGGCGGUUAUGGAUACGCCAGAAGUGAAGAUGGUACUGGAGUGACCCAGAUGUUGGCAAGAUUAGAUGAUACUUUAAGCAAAUUCAAUAUAGAUUCUUCAUCGUGUAUGCAAAGGGCAGUUUGUUCGUAUGUGAAAACGUCUGAAGGAAAAAUAUCUGAAGGAGCAGCCGAUCAGUUUGACCAACUGGUUCAUGCUUUAUCAGGAACAGCCAUCAAAGAGGCAAUAAUCGCAGGACGUAAGCAGCUUAAAGAAAAAACUUGCGAAGAAUUAUAUCCUGGUUGCAAAUUAGACAAACAGAAAGGAAUACAAAUGAUUUCAAAAUUACUCCAUGAACUAAUGCUUUGGGAAAAAUGUAUCAAAAACCUUGAAAGAUCUACUCAAUGA
Molecule: messenger RNA, 750 nt
Organism: Ctenocephalides felis (cat flea)
Lineage: Eukaryota; Metazoa; Arthropoda; Insecta; Siphonaptera; Pulicidae
Gene: Desi
Exons: 6
Coding region: 1-750 (249 amino acids)
Source: RefSeq, a predicted model, not a curated record